Messenger RNA from Daldinia childiae, 2601 nucleotides. Its product is annotated as Lymphoid-specific helicase. The record is from RefSeq and is a predicted model, not a curated record. Gene Ontology annotation, cellular component: nucleus. Bases 1 to 2601 code for a protein of 866 amino acids. NCBI's taxonomy places the organism in Eukaryota, Fungi, Ascomycota, Sordariomycetes, Xylariales, Hypoxylaceae. The transcript is spliced from 6 exons. Gene Ontology annotation, molecular function: ATP-dependent chromatin remodeler activity; ATP binding; DNA binding.
AUGGCGUCAACUUCGUCUUCGGAUGUCGAUUCUAUUCUCUCUUCAUCUCGUCUACCCACUAGUGUUCCCUCGUCGCCACCCCCCGCCGAUGAUUUAGACAGUCUCAAAAUGGGUCUUACUUCAACUUUCACUGAGCAGCAAAUGCUCACCGAAGAGAAGAAAGCCAGAGCCGAGAAUACCAGAGUAGAGGCAAAGCGACUCGCCGCUCGGAGGAAACGUAAAGUUCAACUCUCUCCCCAGGAGAGGGCUCGCAAGGCUAAGGAACUCGACGAGCUCCUCCGCAAAAGUAAAGUCUUUAGCGACAUUUUAACGCAGAAGACCAAAGCUCUUGGUCGUGUCGGCCGCGACUUUGAUAACCAGGCAUUGGCCGAUGCUGGUUUGAAUUUAAAACAACAACCGAAAAUUAUGAGUGGCGGAACUAUGCGCGAUUACCAACUUGAAGGUCUUACGUGGAUGUACGAGAUAUGUUUACAAGGCCUUAGUGGUAUAUUAGCAGAUGAGAUGGGUUUAGGGAAAACGAUUCAAGUCAUUUCUCUCGUCGCAUUGCUAAGAGAACAGGAGAACUAUUUCGGCCCGCAUCUAAUCAUCGCUCCGUUAAGUACGUUAUCAAACUGGCAGGACGAAUUCCGCAAGUGGACUCCUACAAUACCGUUCGUAUUAUAUCACGGUACUCCCCAAGAACGACAGCAGAUCUUUCGUGAUAAGAUCAUGAAGAGCUAUCAGAAGGGCCGUCCAACCCAGCGAUUUCCUGUGGUUUGUACCAGUUACGAAAUGGUCCUUAGAGACCGCGCAAGCCUCUCCAAGAUUGACUGGGCCUUCAUCGUUGUUGAUGAAGGACAUCGCAUGAAGAAUUCCGAUGCCAAGCUUUUCAGGGAGCUACAGCAAUUCAAGUCAGCUACUCGGCUUCUCAUCACUGGCACACCUUUGCAGAAUAACCUCAAAGAAUUGUGGUCGCUUCUCCACUUCUUAAUGCCAGAAACGUUCCUCGAUUGGGAAGCAUUCGAAGUAUGGUUUGAUUUCAGUGAUCUACAAGACGAAGAGGGUACAACGCAGUUUAUUGAAGAUAAGAAAAACCAAGACCUCGUUUCCAAAAUACACAAAGUUCUACAGCCUCUACUCCUCCGCCGAAUUAAGGCAGAUGUAGCCAACUACUUACCAAGAAAGCGAGAAUACGUACUAUUUGCACCAAUGACUAAAGAGCAGACGGAUCUAUAUAAUGUGAUCGGCGAUAAGAAGACCGACACCAGAGCUUAUUUAGAAAAUAAGGUAGUCGAGCGGUUGACGGAGACCCGUAACAGCUCGGUCAGUACCGGAAGGUCGAGCCGGCAAUCCUCCCGCGCGAACGGUGCCCGAGUAAGUCAGGCGCCAUCUCCGUCCGCAAGUAAUGCGUUUGCCAUGAUGAUGGGUAAGAAAGGAGGUGCGACAUUGAAGGCGACAAUUAAGAAUAGUUCGCCUGCUCCUCAAGCUAAAGGGACUAGCAAACGAAAAGUCGCGCCGACUAGCGAAGCCUCAUCCCCAAAGAGUAGUAAAUCGAGCCGACAAUCUACUCCAGCCAGCAGCGUUCGAGGACGACCGCGCAGGGGUCGCCCUUCGUAUAAGGCAGCAGAUGACUCUGACGAAGACAAGUUGGAUGAUGAUGCAUUCGAAGCAAAACUAGCGGCUGAACUUGCUGCUAAAGAUGAUGAAUCUGAUGAAGACAUGAGGGAUGAAGAAGAAAUUGAGCGUGCAGCUACACUCGACCUUGCUAAGCUUCAAAUCGCCGACAAGAAACUUGGCAACCCCUUAAUGCAGUUAAGACUUGUAUGCAAUAGUCCUCACAAUUUCUACAGCCCAUGGACAUAUGGCGAUAACAUCCCGGUCGACGAGAGCAUUGUAACAGCUUCUGGAAAAAUGCUUCUCCUGGACCGGUUACUUCCAGAAUUGUUUGAACGUGGACAUAAGGUCCUCAUCUUUUCGCAGUUUAAGACACAGUUGGACAUACUUCAUGAUUAUUGUGCCGAAUUGCGUAAAUGGAAUGUUUGUCGCAUCGACGGAGGUGUCUCCCAAGAAGAUAGAAGACAGCAGAUUAAAGAGUUCAACGAGGACCCUGAGUUUAAGAUAUUCCUAUUGUCGACCAGAGCGGGUGGUCAGGGUAUCAACCUUGCGAGCGCAGAUACUGUGAUACUAUUCGAUAGUGAUUGGAACCCGCAGCAGGAUUUACAGGCGCAGGAUCGCUGCCACCGAAUUGGCCAAACGCGUCCAGUUGUUAUUUACCGACUUGCCACAAAGGGAACUGUCGAGGAAGAGCUUCUCCUUAGCGCAGACGCGAAGCGCAGGCUAGAGAAGCUUGUUAUCAAGAAGGGAGGAUUUAAGACAAUGGGCCAAAAGCUCGACAAUGCCGAGACUUUAGAUAAGGAGACACUUCUAGCCCUGUUGUUAAAGGACGGCGAAGUGUACCAGCAUUCAGGUGGUGACCGAAUUCUAAGUGACGAGGAUAUCGAUACCCUCUGUGAUAGAAGUGAUGAGGCCUUUGACCGCGCUGCUAGAGGCGCUGGCAAUGCCGCCGGUUUCCAAGUCGUCGAAACUGCCGCGGAUGGUAUUACUCAAAUGAAUGGAGAGUAG